Aedes albopictus (Asian tiger mosquito) is the source of this 2418-nucleotide messenger RNA. RefSeq lists its product as uncharacterized. Bases 1 to 2418 code for a protein of 805 amino acids. The record is from RefSeq and is a predicted model, not a curated record. The transcript is spliced from 3 exons. Lineage: Eukaryota; Metazoa; Arthropoda; Insecta; Diptera; Culicidae.
AUGAACUGCACAUUUCUAAUUGAUUCCGGGGCCCAGGUGAAUACCUUAACCGAGGAAUCAUUCAAGGUGCUUCUCGACAACCAUGAAUACAGAGAAGGCGUAUACAACAUCCAGGAACGACCCGACCGUCCACUCAAGGCGUACGCGUCAGCCGGGGAUAUAAAAGUACUCUGUACGUUCGAAGCUCUCCUGUACGUAUCAGAGGAUCGCCCCAUCCUGCUAGAGAAAUUUUACGUGGUGGACGAGUGUAGAUCCCUCCUGGGCAGACACACAGCAACUCGGUACAGUGUGCUUCAGCUGGGAUUGCAAGUCCCGGUGUCAUCUGAACUUUCCCAGUUUCCGUUGAAUACCGCGAGAGGUAUUGCUAUGGUUGAAGAGAAUGAAAUAUUCCCAAAAUUCAACAUGCCACCAAUCCAAAUUAGCUACGACAAAACGAAACCCCCUUGCAGAAACAUAUUUAUGAGUAUUCCGCCAGCUGUGAAGCCAUUGGUUGAAAACCGACUUCAACAACUACUAUCGGCCAAUAUUAUCGAAAGAGUCACCGAAAACAUGGAUACUUCGUUUUGCUCAUCCAUGUUGGUAGUGCCAAAGGGACGAGACGAUAUUCGGCUCGUCAUAGAUUUGCGUGGCCCUAACCGCUACAUUAACCGCACACCAUUCAGCAUGCCAACUCUUGAGAAGAUCCUUGUCGAUGUGAACGGUUCAAACUGGUUUUCAACAAUCGACCUAACGAACGCCUUUUUUCACAUAGAGCUUCAUGAGGACAGCCGUCAUUUGACAAACUUUUUCACGGAGUUCGGUAUGUUCCGUUAUGUCCGACUCCCAUUUGGGCUUUGUAAUGCGCCGGACAUCUUCCAGGAGGUGUUGCAAAGAAAGAUUCUAGCCGGCUGCAAAGGGGUCAAAAAUUAUUUAGAUGACAUAUUUGUCCAUGGAAAAACCAAAGAAGAACAUGACACAAAUCUGGCAGUAGUCUUGGCGCGACUCGAAGAGCAUAAUGUAAAUAUCAACUCUUCAAAAUGCGUAUUCGCUAGCCAAUCCGUAAAAUUCAUUGGUUUUGUCGUGACCCCCGACGGAUGGCAGAUAGAUGAGGGAAAACUGGACGCUAUUCGAAACUUCCGACAGCCUGAAACGUGUUCAGAAGUUAAAAGCUUUCUAGGGCUUAUUACCUAUAUCGACAAAUUUAUCCUCGACCGUGCUACAAAAACUGAAAGACUACGCGCUCUAGCCAAUGCUGAUGUAUUCUACUGGACGCCGGAGGAGGAUCGAGAAUUCAAAUGUUUGCAAACCAAUGCACUGCAUGCCAUCAAGAAACUAGGCUACUAUUGUGCAACAGAUAAAACUGAGCUGUUCGUUGAUGCCUCAGCGAUAGGCCUCGGAGCGGUUUUAGUCCAGUUUAACAAGGAUGGUAUUCCACGAAUCUUGGCAUGUGCAUCUAAAUCUUUAACGACCACAGAACAGAAGUAUCCUCAAACUCAUAAGGAGGCACUCGCUGUCGUCUGGGGAGUUGAACGAUUCACGUUCUACUUGACUGGAAUUUCGUUUGUCAUCCGAACAGACUCGGAAGCAAAUGAGUUUAUCUUCCAAAGCGAACACCGGAUUGGAAAGCGGGCUGUUUCCCGAGCAGAAGCGUGGUCGUUGCGGCUUCAACCGUACGAUUUCGCGAUUAAAAGAGUGCCAGGAUCGGACAAUAUAGCGGAUGCCUUAUCGAGGCUAAUCAAAGCAUCCGAAGAAGCAAUUCCAUUCGAGGAUGACGACGAAGGCCACUACUUGUUCGCGCUAGACGCCGGAUAUAUGGACAUCACACUAGCUGACAUCGAAGUCCAGUCAGAGAACGACGAGGAACUACAGAAGUUGCGGAAGGCUUUGAAGUACGGAAGCUGGCCCCGAGAUUUGCGAAAAUAUGAGGCCCAGAAGAAGACUCUACACACGCUUGGAUCACUAAUAAUCAACGACGAAAGAAUCAUCCUACCAAAUUCACUUCGAACUAAAGCUUUGACCUCAGCACACGCCGGGCAUAUCGGGGAAGUCGCAAUGAAGAGAAUAAUGCGUGAGUUCUUCUGGUGGCCUGGAAUGGCAACCGAAACUGAGAAGUUUGUGAAGCAGUGUUCAACAUGUUGCCAGUUAGCCCGGAAGAACCCUCCGGUACCGCUUUCGUCUCGUGAACUGCCAGACGCGCCAUGGGAAGUGAUUCAGAUCGACUUUCUCGAAAUUCCUAGCUGUGGAUCAGACAAUGUUUAUCGUCGCAGUGCUGAACGGAAUAGGCAGCAGCUACCGGGUACGAGCAGCAGCGCAGGACCAGGUACAUUUUCUCCGGAGCCUGGAACCGCCGAAAUCCUGUCCAACAUUACUAUGGACCGAAUGGCGAAAAAGGAUGAGUUGAAGGUGCUACGAUUAGUCUUUAGUGCUGGUGCUACAUAG